UACGCGAGGAUUUUGGAUGCUUUUGUAAUCUAUAGGCACCUCCCAGUCAAUUAUUGAUCGAAGAUGUGGAUAUUUGUAAUCUCAAUACAAGAACCUAUCAGUUAAUUAUUGAUCGUGCAUUUGUUCAACUAGGAACUAAUCAUAUGUUGCCAUGUGCCAAAUGGAAUUGGCACAUGACCUCUUUUGAGAAUCAUUGCGCAGAAAUCGAAAGUUCCUUUAACAUGUUGUAUUUAUCGAGGGUAGAUUCAGAGAAAUAGAUUUAGAAUGUGGUAUAAUUGAGGGGUGGUCGAAAGAAGCAACGCUCUUAAGCCGAGGGCUCCGUAUGCGAGGCCUUUACCGAGUAUACCCUAACAAGAUUAAACGCUGAUUCUAUUAGUAAUGUUUGUGUGAGUGUGUGUAUGUUUUCGUGUGUGUGUAUUAUCGCUAGUGUGUUAUGCUAUAAUUCAGAGUAGAAAGGGGAUUCACCAGGUCAAACGAUGUUUAACUUGAACCUGUAUCGAAUUAUAACACCAUGAGUUGAGCUUCGAAUUCAGUAGGGAACGGUCUAGUGAGGCACUGGCUAAUAACACUGUCAUGUAUUCAUGAAUCAUCAUAGACGCCUAUGUAUGGAAAGUUCAUUUGUUCAUAAGGUCGUGGAAUGAGGGAGAGUUUACUGCUGAUAGGGCUUUGCCUUGGAAUUAUGGUGUGGAACGCUGAAACUUCAAUGAAAUCGCAGGAUGUGCGCGUGCGCGAGAGUCGUUCACCGUCGUUCCGUUACCGGCCGAACACGACAGGACUGUGCCACGGGCCGUGCACCGAGGUGCAUCCACCACAGCACAGACAUUUGCUGCUAGUUGCAGCGGACGAUGAGAGACAGCAACAACUGCGCAGCUGUUCAGUUACUCGGAGACUGUCGGCCGCGUUUGUGGCAGACAUCGAGGAAGAGCCGGGUGUUCUAGUUCUGAGCGCCGACCUGGGACUGCUGGAGCCAAUGGUGGCUGUUUUCGGCAACGUGUCCGUGUUUGUCGAGUCUGAAGAGCCGUCCAGACUCGCGCGGGAGCGUUGUCGGUCGAUGCCUGGCAAGUGCUUCGCUUUGGACAGUUUGAUCCCCGUUCUGGAGCAGCUGAGUCGCUGGAGACGUCACCACCAGACGUCCGCCAGUCUGCUGGAUGUUCCCGAUGCAAGAUGGCUGCCGGUGCCUUCUCCCACCGCCCUGGCGGACGACUCGGCCGCUGGGUCAGCGCGACUGCAGCUUCAGCAGCUCGUAGCGAGUCUCUGCCUACGGCACAGACGUUUCAAUCGUUUUCUGGAGAUGGUAGCUCAUCGCGCCACCGUUCGUCCUGCUAUCGCGGACCAUGAUCAUGAUAUGAUUGAUAGCAGUACUACAAUGAUAACUGAAGCAAGUCUUUCCCUCAGGGAUAUAUUACCAUUGAAUCCAAAACACUACGACAAGAACAGAGCACCGAAGAUGCAGGGCCAGCCCACCAUGGUCUACUUCCAUGUGACGGUGCUCUCGCUUGAUUCCAUCAAUGAAGAGUCUAUGACAUAUGUAGCUGAUAUAUUCCUUGCACAAAGUUGGAGAGAUCCAAGACUACGCCUUCCCGAAAAUAUGAGCGAAGAAUAUAGAAUUUUAGAUGUAGACUGGUUGCACAAUAUAUGGCGACCAGAUUGCUUUUUUAAAAAUGCCAAAAAAGUGACAUUCCAUGAAAUGAGUGUACCAAAUCACUAUUUAUGGCUUUAUCAUGAUAAAACACUUCUUUAUAUGUCCAAGUUAACUUUAGUGCUGUCGUGUGCUAUGAAAUUCGAAUCUUAUCCUCACGAUACACAAAUCUGUUCAAUGAUGAUUGAAAGUUUAUCUCAUACGGAUCACGAUUUAGUGUUCAUAUGGAAUAUGACGGAUCCGUUAGUUGUGAAUCCAGAGAUAGAACUGCCACAGCUGGAUAUUUCAAAUAAUUACACAGCUGAUUGUACAAUAGAGUACUCAACAGGUAAUUUUACCUGUUUGGCGGUUGUAUUUAACCUACGUCGGCGGCUUGGUUACCACUUAUUUCACACGUACAUUCCAUCAGCUUUGAUUGUUGUUAUGUCUUGGAUAUCAUUUUGGAUCAAACCUGAAGCUAUACCUGCCAGAGUAACUCUAGGUGUUACUUCACUUCUAACUCUAGCAACCCAGAAUACUCAAUCACAAAAAUCGCUGCCACCUGUAUCAUAUGUGAAAGCCAUCGACAUAUGGAUGUCUUCAUGUUCUGUAUUCGUGUUUCUGUCAUUGAUGGAGUUCGCUGUGGUGAAUAACUACAUGGGCCCUAUAGCUACCAAAGCUAUGAAAGGAUAUUCAGAGGAGGAUAUACGUUCUGGUGCCGAUGAUCUAAAGGCGCUGGAUCCAAACAGCAGAAUUCCUCCACGAAGAAGUGUUCCCAGUGUGCCUCAGUAUCCAACUUUCUGCAACGGGCGUGAGGUAGCAGUCUACAUCGAUAAAUUCUCUAGAUUCUUCUUUCCGUUCUCGUUUUUUGUUCUGAACAUUGUUUACUGGACUGCGUUUCUGUGAUACGAGAUGGAUCAUUCGUUUUUGUACUUCAUACCAUAGUUCUACAAAUAUAGUUCAUACAAUUCGUUCUCGUAUCGAUGAGCUUUGAAUAGCGUGAUGAUCAAGAACAUCAGUUGGUUAUCGUUAAAAUAAUAUGAAUUGCUAUUAUUUCGAUUUGAUUAUCAUGAUCUUUUCAUAAACAGAAUAUAGGCUACGAUGAUUACGAAUGUGUUUGAUUUAUGUAAUUGAUCGACAAUAGUGAUUUUAAUUUACUUUAUCACUGUAAGUUCGCUCCACACACAUUAUAUAUUCACGGAGCUCAAGUGAUCUUUUUGAAGAAAGUCGAAUUUGAGUUUCACAA
Nilaparvata lugens (brown planthopper) is the source of this 2864-nucleotide messenger RNA. Its product is annotated as glycine receptor subunit alpha-4-like. The record is from RefSeq and is a predicted model, not a curated record. NCBI's taxonomy places the organism in Eukaryota, Metazoa, Arthropoda, Insecta, Hemiptera, Delphacidae. Gene Ontology annotation, biological process: regulation of membrane potential; chemical synaptic transmission; signal transduction. Gene Ontology annotation, cellular component: neuron projection; membrane; synapse. The transcript is spliced from 10 exons. Gene Ontology annotation, molecular function: transmembrane signaling receptor activity; neurotransmitter receptor activity; chloride channel activity. Bases 638 to 2524 code for a protein of 628 amino acids.